This is a messenger RNA of Diospyros lotus (date-plum), 1453 nucleotides long. RefSeq names its product class V chitinase CHIT5a-like. The transcript has 3 exons. NCBI's taxonomy places the organism in Eukaryota, Viridiplantae, Streptophyta, Magnoliopsida, Ericales, Ebenaceae. The record is from RefSeq and is a predicted model, not a curated record. The coding region runs from base 4 to 1290 and encodes 428 amino acids. Gene Ontology annotation, biological process: carbohydrate metabolic process; chitin catabolic process. Gene Ontology annotation, cellular component: extracellular region. Gene Ontology annotation, molecular function: chitinase activity; chitin binding.
UAUAUGAAGCAAACAAAACUCCCGCAAAUGGCGGCAGCGAAGGAAGUACUUCUCUUGUUCUUUCUCGCCAUUGUCGUCGCUCCCUGUAAUGCAUCAGUUUCUCAUCCAGCUCCUUCGUACCCUCCAGAGGCCGCUUCACCUUGGCCAGGACCUUCCUCGCCGGAGCCACCAAGAGCCAGUCCUCCUCCGCCACUCCAACCCAUUUCUCCGUCACCCGGACCGGCUCCAGCGCCGCCCCGCCGUGAAGCAGUCAAGGGGGCAUACUGGCCGUCUUGGCAAGCGGAAACGCUGCCGCCAUCGACCAUCCCAACCAAGUACUUCACCCACGUCUUCUACGCUUUCGUGGAGGUGGACGCCACGAGCUACCAACUCUCCCUCACCCAGCCGGAUAGCCUAUGGAUGGGGAACUUCACCGCCACCCUGCACUGCAGAGUACCGCCGGCCAAGGCCCUCCUCUCCAUAGGCGGCGGGGCCUCGAGCCCCUACACCUUCUCCAACAUGGUGAGCAGCCGCGACAACCGCGCCGCCUUCAUCAAAUCCAGCAUUGACGUAGCCCGGCAAUACGGCUUCGACGGGCUCGACCUCGACUGGGAAUUCCCGCUCUCCCCUCAAGACAUGGCAAACCUCUCGCUGCUCUUUUCCGAAUGGCGCGCUGCCGUUGUCAAGGACAGGCUCGACUCCGGGAAGCCCCGACUCCUUCUGUCAGCCGCCGUCUACUUUGCUUCCAGUCUCUUCUUAACAGACUCUUCCAUCGUUUACCCCGGCGACGCCAUUAAAGACUACUUAGAUUUCAUGAGUCCGAUGUGCUUUGAUUACCACGGCGGUUGGAACACUUCGGUCACCGGAGCUCCUGCGCUGCUGUUUGACAACUCGAGCAACGUCAGCACCAGCUAUGGAGUUUCGACGUGGGUACAGAACGGCGUGCCGCCCGAGAAGCUGGUGAUGGGGCUGCCGGCAUACGGGAGGACGUGGGAAUUGAAGGACCCGAAUGAGCAUGGAAUCGGGGCUCCAGCGAAUGGGACUGGGCCGGGGAAUGGAGGGGUGAUGGUGUACAGUGAGAUAGUGGAUUUCAACUUGGAAAACAAUGCGACUGUGGUGUUUGAUGAAGAAACUGUUUCGACGUAUUCGUAUGAAGGAAUCAAUUGGAUAGGGUUUGAUGAUCGGAGAUCAAUCGGGAAGAAAGUGGAAUUUGCUCGAGAUAUCGGGCUUGGUGGGUACUUCUUCUGGGCGGUUGGAUUCGACAAGAACUGGACCCUGGCCGAAGCAGCUUCCAUGGCAUGGGACCAUUAGAAAUGGGGAACGAGCCCAGCUUGUAUGGAUGACUCCCUGGAGACUCCAAUCUCAUUCUGAUCUUUUUCUUUAUGUAGCAAUAAUCUCCAAUUUGAUUGGUUUGAUGAUAGUAACAAGGAGAAACAAGAUUUUUUUAAUGAACUUUUUAACUUUGAUUUGUUCA